Peromyscus maniculatus bairdii (prairie deer mouse) is the source of this 1442-nucleotide messenger RNA. The record is from RefSeq and is a predicted model, not a curated record. NCBI's taxonomy places the organism in Eukaryota, Metazoa, Chordata, Mammalia, Rodentia, Cricetidae.
ACUUUCUUGACGUCCAGCUCCCGAAUCGAAGCCGGAAGCCAGAGCAGAGCCACGGCCCGCCCUGGAGGAAGUCGCGCUCUCGGCCAAUAGACGCCUGGCUCUGAAAACGAGCCUCCCAUUCCACCUACCGUGAGACAGCGGGAGCCGAGGCGAACUAUCGCGAUGUUUCGUCCUCCGGGCCACUUCUCCCCCGACCCUUACUCCCGUUAGUUAGGCCCGCCCCGCCGCAAGCCCCGCCCUCUCAGCCCCGCCCUCCCUCUAUCCCUGGACUGCCUGCCGGCGCAGCCCGGGCCACCACCGAGCGCUGGUCAGCGGGCGCCGAGAAAUGGACCAAUUUUGACAAGAUGUAGAGCUGCAGCGUGCCUGAUCAGACAUGUUCAGUCAUGGCAUCCGAACUUUGUAAGACGAUCUCUGUGGCCAGGCUUGAGAAGCACAAGAAUUUGUUCUUAAAUUACAGGAAUCUGCACCAUUUCCCGCUGGAGUUACUGAAAGAUGAAGGGCUGCAACAUCUGGAGAGGCUCUACAUGAAAAGGAACUCACUCACAACCUUGCCAGAAAACCUUGCUCAGAAGCUUCCAAACCUUGUGGAACUGUACCUUCACUCAAAUAACAUAGUUGUGGUUCCAGAAGCCAUUGGGUCCCUUGUCAAACUCCAGUGUCUGGACCUUAGUGACAAUGCCUUAGAGAUUGUGUGCCCGGAAAUUGGUCGUCUGAGAGCAUUACGUCAUCUUCGAUUAGCUAACAACCAACUACAAUUCCUACCUCCAGAGGUUGGCGAUUUGAAGGAGCUGCAGACACUAGACAUUUCUACCAAUCGUUUGCUAGCUUUGCCCGAGAGGCUUCACCUGUGCCUUUCUCUGCAGUACCUCACCGUGGACCGCAAUCGGCUGUGGUGUGUGCCGCGCCAGCUCUGCCGGCUGCCCAGCCUCAACGAGCUCUCCAUGGCUGGAAACCGUCUUGCAUUCUUGCCGCUUGAUUUAGGUCGCUCUCGAGAACUGCAGUACGUGUAUGUGGACAACAACAUCCACCUGAAAGGCCUGCCGUCUUAUCUCUACAACAAGGUCAUCGGCUGCAGUGGCUGUGGCGUUACCAUCCAGGUGUCUGAGGUGAAGCUGCUAUCCUUUUCAUCUGGGCAGCUGACCGUCUUCCUCCCAGCUGAGGUGAAGGCCAUCGGUACAGAGAAUGAUCACGUCCUGCCUCUGCAGGAACUGGCCAUGCGGAGUCUCUACCACACCUACCACAGGUUUCCGAAAGGUCUGAACUUUUUAUCUCCAAUAUCAUUACCCAGAAGUCUCCUGGAGCUGCUGCACUGCCCCCUGGGACACUGUCACCGGUGUAGUGAGCCCAUGUUUACCUUCGUCUAUCCCAAGCUCUUCCCCUUGAGAGAGACACCAAUGGCAGGCCUGCACCAGGGGUAAUCAAGUCUAAGUGGGCACUAGGGU